UUCCAGGUUGUUUCUUGCCGUUGAAUGGUUUUUUAUACAGGCCAGCAGUUGUCAUACAUAAAAGUUCCAAACAUCAUAAUUACCAUGUCACUCUAUGCAGCAGGCCUCAACGCCUGGAGCCAAUUAGACUUUGACACCACCAAAAAAGACCAACAACCAGACGACAUCUUCACUUUCACUUGCCUUCUCGAGGACAAGGACAUAGACUAUAUCCGUCCAUUUCCAUCAUAUACCCUAGUCUACACAACCACCACCCCCUUCUCACCAACCUACACAGCCGGCCUGGUCCCAAAACUCCACCAACAACUCUCAACCUCGCACCCAGACCACUACCACCACUUCGCUGAAGCCUCCAACGACAUAGUAGUAGUACCAAACCACCCAACAAACCCCCACCCCCUCCAAUACCCCUCCCUCACCACCCUCCUCUCCCCCUCCUCCCAACCCAUCUCCUACCCCACCCUUCACCUUGCCCAAGUAACCCCCUACGCAACCGGUUUCCUCGCCCUUUCCCCCCAGAAUCCCACGUCCUCUCCUGGGGCGACCCCCGCUACCCCCCCCUCCUCUCCCGCCCUUGUUCCCCUCCCAACCCCCCAUCACCCCCAUCCCAUCCCCGACCUCUCCUCCCUCCCCACAGGCCCAGUAACGAAACUCUCCUCCUCUCCCUCAGGCUGCUUGGUAGCAGCCCUAACAGCCGGCCACGACCUCUACCUCUGGGGCCACCCAAGCCGCUGCUCAACCUGGUACCCUGACAUCCCCGACUCUCCCGAACCCGUCGUAAUAGGCGACGACAACGAAAAAGAUAUUAAAGACGUAGCAGUCGGCCAGUCACACGUCCUAGUUCUAACCACCGACGACGAAAUCUGGGGACGGGGAGACAACUCCUCUGGCCAACUCGGUUUAGGCAGAGAAACAAAACUAGUCACAGAAUGGACAAGACUAAAGGGGGAGUUUGAUCACGACAAAAAGAAAAUAAAGGGGGUUUGGGCGGGAGAAAGAAAUUCAUUUGUUGUUGUCCAGCCUUGACAUCACCAAUGUUAGU
Molecule: messenger RNA, 1042 nt
Organism: Podospora pseudocomata
Lineage: Eukaryota; Fungi; Ascomycota; Sordariomycetes; Sordariales; Podosporaceae
Exons: 3
Coding region: 25-1026 (333 amino acids)
Cellular component (GO): cytoplasm
Molecular function (GO): guanyl-nucleotide exchange factor activity
Source: RefSeq, a predicted model, not a curated record